AUGACUGUUCAUAAAAUCCAAUUUUUGUUAAUCACAUUAUUAUCAUUCUUAUCUAUUACAAUUAGUGGAGCAUCAUUAAACAGAUUAAGUGAAUAUGGAACAUAUAUGAACCCAAACCCAAGAAAAAAUUCAUUAUCAUCAAAAUGUGAACCAAAUGAUUUAGUUAAGUUAUCAUCAUGUUGUAAUGAUAUAUUAUCAAAAUUAGAUGAAUGUAAACCAAAUGAUUUAGCAUGUGAAUGUUGUGCAUUACAAAGUAUUAAUCAAGAAUGUUAUCAUUUAUGUCCUGGAAACCCAAAUACUAAUUUCCUAACUGUUUUAUUAAGUGAUUGUAAAGAAAUGAAUAAAAUAAAUGCUUGCUCAUUACCUUUUAAAAAAGAAGAUUCGCAACCUCCUAGAAAACAUACAAUUGUGGAAGAUAAUGAAUAUGGUGGUUCAAACGAUGAGGAUCCGAGAUUGAAUGAUGGUGUUAUUGAUGCUAGUUUACAAAGUAAGAUUUAUAAUGUUGAAAGUUUAACUGAGAGACCAUUUAAAAGUAAAAAAAUUAAGUUAUUGAUCGAUGGUGAUGAUCAAGAUGAAGAUGAAAUUGAAAAAGAUGUUGAAGAUGAUGAACAACAGGAUGUUAUUCAGAACAAAGACUUAAAGAUUAUUGAUCAUGAUAAGGAUCAAUUCAAAAGUUUAAACGGUGAAGUUUCAAAAUUAAAAUUUGUUAAUCUUACUACUUCCAAUAAUUCAAACUUAACUAAUUUGGUGGUUGCUGCUAAAAAAUCAGAUUCUGACAAUUUGAUCAACAAUUGGAAUCUUUUUGUUUUCUUUAUUUCUGCUUACUUUUUGCUUUCAAUUUAA
Messenger RNA from Lodderomyces jiufengensis, 843 nucleotides. It is a transcript of the gene PGA43, whose product is annotated as Pga43p. NCBI's taxonomy places the organism in Eukaryota, Fungi, Ascomycota, Pichiomycetes, Serinales, Debaryomycetaceae. The transcript has a single exon. Bases 1 to 843 code for a protein of 280 amino acids. The record is from RefSeq and is a predicted model, not a curated record.